Molecule: messenger RNA, 475 nt
Organism: Ambispora leptoticha
Lineage: Eukaryota; Fungi; Glomeromycota; Glomeromycetes; Archaeosporales; Ambisporaceae
Source: the annotation of a GenBank genome assembly
AUGUGAGAGCGCAAGAAAGACUCCAAGCGGUUUCUUUGCAGAUUUUUGGAUCUGUGAGGGCUUUAGCCAAUAGGGAUAUCCUAUUAUUGGAUUCAACUCCACGAAGCGAGGAUAAUAAACCUGGGCACCCGAUGCCUGCUAGUACUGGAUUCAACUCCAAGGACGUAUGGGGGUGCUCUGGCUUUAGUCCCACAAAUUUGAAAAGAAGCAACUUUAUACAUGCCGAAGGAUUACAGCAAGGUUUAAAAGAUAUAUCUAUUUCUGACUUGACAUGGCGUGAUCCAAUCGCCAGUCAGCCAUUACAGAAUAUGAAACCUGUCAUACCGGAGAUAAUUCAAGAAAAAUGUAAUGAGUUUGUGGGAAAUUUUAGCAUUGAGAUUUUAGAUGAGUUACCACAUAAGCUCUCCCAUAACAAAACUUGGAAGGAACCGGAAGAAGUUCUAGUAGAGAUUACCAAAGAAAUACUUAAUACCCU